Messenger RNA from Acipenser ruthenus (sterlet), 2492 nucleotides. Its product is annotated as cleavage and polyadenylation specificity factor subunit 6. Gene Ontology annotation, cellular component: mRNA cleavage and polyadenylation specificity factor complex. NCBI's taxonomy places the organism in Eukaryota, Metazoa, Chordata, Actinopteri, Acipenseriformes, Acipenseridae. The transcript has 12 exons. The record is from RefSeq and is a predicted model, not a curated record. Gene Ontology annotation, biological process: mRNA alternative polyadenylation. Bases 118 to 2040 code for a protein of 640 amino acids. Gene Ontology annotation, molecular function: mRNA binding.
ACUCCUCGCUCUGUCUGUUCAGCGCAGUGUUAUCACACACGGUCGGAUGUGACGCAGCGUGUUUUCCUGUGCGCUGUUUUCUAGUUGGAGCUGCUCAGAGAGGAGAGUGUGUGGAAAAUGGCUGACGGAGUGGAUCACAUCGACAUAUACGCUGAUGUGGGCGAAGAAUUUAACCAGGAAGCUGAAUAUGGUGGCCAUGAUCAGAUAGAUCUGUAUGAUGAUGUCAUCUCUCCAUCUGCAAACAAUGGAGAUGCUCCAGAGGACCGGGAAUACAUGGAUUCCCACCCGACUGCUGGAGGAGACGACGGGGGUAAAGGAUCCUCCUCAAAUGUUGUCUAUACAUACACUGGGAAGAGGAUUGCCCUCUAUAUCGGGAAUCUCACCUGGUGGACAACUGAUGAAGACUUGACAGAUGCCAUUCAGUCUGUUGGAAUAAAUGAUGUUUUGGAGAUUAAGUUCUUUGAAAAUCGGGCUAAUGGCCAGUCAAAGGGGUUCGCCCUUAUUUGUGUCGGAUCCGAGGCGUCCUCCAGGAAACUGAUAGACCUGCUUUCCAAGAGGGAACUUCAUGGACAGAACCCUAUCAUCACGCCAUGCAACAAACAGUCACUGAGUCAGUUUGAAAUGCAAUCCAGAAAAAGUACACAGUCAGGACAGAUGUCUGGUGAAGGCAAAGCUGGCCCCCCAGGAGUUAAUUCCCGUGGAGGAUUCACCCUGGGCAGAGGGCGAGGGCGCUUCCCAGGGCCUCCUGGUCCUGGUGGGGACAGGUUCCCAGGGCCUGGUGGACCAGGAGGGCCGCCCCCACCUUUCCCAGGAUCUGGGCUGAGACUACCUGAACUCAUUUCACAUAGGCUCCAGGACAGCCAUCUGAUGGAAAUGAGUUUCAAUUGCUUCCAACCUGGGCGGGAUUCGAACUGGCGACCCAGAGGAGCAAUGCAAGGACCACCUCGCCCCCCUCUCGGCCCUCCUGGUCCACCAGGGCACCCCGGGCCACCCCCACCUGGGCAGAAUAUGCUACCGCCCCUCUCGGGGCCCCCAAACCGUGGUGAUCGUCCUCCACCACCAGUCAUGUUCCCUGGACAGCCGUUCGGGCAGCCCCCCAUGGGUCCCCUCCCUCCCGGCCCCCCUCCCCCAGUCCCUGGCUACGGACUGCCUCCUGGCCCCCCUCCCCCACAGCAGGGUCCUCCCCCACCCCCUGGACCAUUCCCUCCCCGUCCGCCAGGCCCCAUCGGGCCUCCCAUUGCCAUGGCCCCACCACCACACCUCUCUGGGCCCCCUCCAGGGGCUCCUCCACCAGCACCCCAUGUCAACCCUGCAUUCUUCCCGCCCCCUAACAACAGCGGCAUGACCUCCUCCGACAGCCGGGGCCCUCCUCCAGAUCCUUAUGGACGCCCGCCACCUUAUGACAGAGGGGACUAUGGUCCAGCUGGCAGUAAUCCGCGACCCUCGCUAAUCUGCGGGUACGACCUUGGAUCCCGAGACCCGUGGAUAAACGAGGGGGUGGUGAAUCUGAAAAAUGGCGACCAGAACUUGCGCGAGUCAAGUGAUUCAGGGGAAAUGGAUGCCGCACGAACUCCAUUGAGCGAAGCAGAGUUUGAAGAAAUAAUGAACCGGAAUCGAGCAAUCUCCAGCAGUGCCAUAUCUAGGGCUGUGUCCGAUGCCAGUGCAGCUGACUAUGGGAGUGCUAUAGAGACGUUGGUAACUGCUAUUUCUUUAAUUAAGCAGUCCAAAGUAUCGGCCGAUGACCGCUGUAAAGUGCUGAUCAGUUCUUUACAGGACUGUCUGCAUGGAAUUGAGUCCAAGUCCUACGGCUCUGGCUCCAGCCUUUCAGGAGAGUCACGCUCUGGUGUUCCUUUUAGAAGAAGGGAGAGGUCCAGGGAGAGGGAUCACAGCCGCUCGCGGGAGAAGAGCAGGCGCCACAAGUCACGCAGCCGCGACAGACAUGAAGACUACUACCGGGAAAGAAGCCGGGACCGCGAGAGGCACAGGGAGCGGGACCGAGACCGAGAGCGUGACAGGGAGAGGGAAUACCGUCACCGCUAGGAAAGCUGAAGGAAGAGGAAGGCUCAACGAGUCAGGAGGGGCCCUUCACGGAAAGACUGUCCUUGUCCGUUUAUUCUUCUCAUGGAUGGAUUGGACUUCACAAUCAAGGAUGUGUAAAAACAGAGCGACAGUAGAGUAAAGCAAACCUACACUCAUGGUAACCAAUGGCUCUUUUAUUUUAUUUUUAUGUUGCUUUAAAAGUUUUAUUUGUUAAACAACCUGUGUGAUUUAAAAGUUUCUUCAUUGCAAAAAUAAAAAGAAAUUGCCUGUUCUCUCUCUCUCCAAAACGUUUUGACAGAUAUGUAAUGUGUAAGCAAUUUAAUUGUCAAUAGAAGCUUUGUUUUUAUAGUUUUCUUGUUGCAGAAUGUGUUCCCUGUUCUGAUAAUGUCUGUAAACGUCACAGCUUUGAUAAUUAAAUAUAGAUUUAGGGUUGUAAUAAACUGUUUACUGGG